AUGGGAUUCACAUUUACUCGUUUUCUUUUUGUUUAUUUUUUAGUAGGUGUUAGAAGUGUAUCUGGAUCCAUAAUUUCCCGCAGAGAAGUGCCUACCGUUUCUACUCCACCACCACAGCAAUCAACAUUACUCCCAAACUUUCCAUGGCUCGAGAAUAUUCCAAAAUUCGAGUUUACAACUUCCAAGCCAAAAAAGCCAAACGCAAUCCGAGAGGGGCUCAUUGAGCAAGUGAGAAGCGGGAAGAUACCAAAAGAGCUGGCUCCGUUUGUGAAUUUGACGAAAAUCGAUGAGAUGAAAAAGGAGCAUCAGGAUACGCUGGACUUUAUAAUUCGAGACGAAGACGUGGCAGAUGUACCGGAUGAUGACGUGGAGCAUCGAAAAGUGAAUACAUUAACCCAUGAUGGUAACAAAACAAUUAUCACGAUAUCAGAUGAAGCUCGAGAUGAUUUGUAUAAACAUUGGGUGGACCAAAGUCUAGCCGGACUCAUGGGAGCAGUGGUUACUAAUGUAAUAAACAAGCGAAAAAUGACAAAGUCCGAAAAAAAGGAUCACUACAUUUGCAUAAACGAGUCGAAAAAUGUGACGGCUCAUGCAAAGUGUGUUGUUGUUGUACUUGACCAGAGAAAUAAGAGGAAUGAGAAACUCAAGAUGUACAGUACUCUUGCAACUAAAUUAAACUCUCACCGGAAGCGAACCCGAGCGGAUAAUGAUAUUUACAAGACCAGAUUGGACCAUUAUGACAAAUAUGUAAAGUCUGGAGCGGAGGAGUACAGGGUUAAAAGAGCAGCCGGAUUCUCGAUAUUCGACGAGAUGGAGAAUAAACGACAAGCGGCUAUACGUUCCAAUGUGCAAACCAGGAAAUCGUACACGAUUCGCGAAAACAAGAGCCUAUCCCCAUUAGCCUUAAUCGCGCGGAAGCUGACGGAGUUGGUCAGAGCUGGGAAGAAUAAGCAGGAGCCUCCGAAACGAUGGCAACAAGUGAUCCAGGAGAUUAAGGACGAGAGUUUUCGGAUUAAGGGGAAGAAGAAUAACAAGGAGAGGAUGAAGCGAAAGUUUUCGAAAUUCGUAUCAACUAUGAAGGAGGCAGGGUUGAAUCCAAGAAAGGCAUUGAAUACGAUGGGAAUGGAGGAUUUAUUUGAAGACGAUCCAAUCCUCUCUGAAAAAGAAAUGGAUCUGAAAGAUCGGAAGGAAAUGGAGGAAAGAAUGAGUCCGGACGAUAAAAUAAUGCAUGAACCGAUCAAAUUGAUUAGGGAAGCUAUUAAGAUCGGAAUGGCUAUGGCUGGAAAAAAUGGGUCUGAAAUUGGAGACAAGAAAGUUGCACUGCUAUCACCACAGUUUAUGAGCAUUCUACCGGAUGAAGUGGCGAAUGAUACGGUAUCCCUCUUCUCCCCCUCCAUCCUUUCACUUCACGGAGAAGGUACUGAUUUGGAGCGUUCACUUUCUCUCACCAAGGCCUUGAGGCUGAUGGAAGACACUGGUCAGGAGGAAUGGAUGAACUUUGUAUUAGAAGCUUCCGGUGUAACAGAGACAGUUGAAAAAAUGAGAAUCGCCGAGGAAAAAGAGCAAGACGAGGAGAGACGGAAGGAUUUUGUGGAUAAGGAUGGAAGACCGAUGUACUUCACGAAGGAAAAUGUGACCGAGAUUUACGGAGAGUAUGAGGCAACCAAGAUUGACUUGAUCAACGGAAUUUACAAGACAAUGUCCAAAGAUCAGCUCGACGCAUUAAACUCCACCGGCUACUCCAUCAUGGACGACAAGCAGCUCGAUAUGCUCUACGGGCCAGGAUCACCCUACAAUAAUUCAGAGGCACUGGAUAAGUUCCGCGGGAUUCCGUUAGAAAGUAUGCCAGAUAGGAUCGAGCAAGACAUUAGAUUGUUGGCUAGAGAGGAGAUGAAGUUCGAGUUGUCGAGAAAGAAAGACAUCGUCCUAAACCCCCUGGUCUUGAGUUCAGUAGUCAACGAUCCCGUGACAGCUUCCCAAUCCCUAAUCUUAUCGCCUAUCCUCAUUGUCCCAAUCAUCUUCUCACCGUCAAUCUACGGAAAUGUCAUCCUAUCCCCAUGGAUUUUUGUGCCAGUCCUCGUCAGUCCCCGUAUCCUUGGCGCUGUAAUUCUAUCCCCGGUAAUCAUGUCUCCAGCGAUCCUUACCCCUCUCUGCAUGGUCCCUAUCAUCUUGUCUCCCGGAGUAGGUCUCCCGUUUAUUUUGUCUCCAUUCAUUCUAUCGCCAUUUAUUCUAUCGCCGGUUGUUAUGGCGCCACUGGUACUUUCCCCAUUUGCACUUUCUCCGUUUAUAGGUAUCCCAAAUGCUCUGACUCCACUGAUCCUCUCCCCCUUUGUACUAUCACCGCUGGUUUUGUCCCCUCCAUUUGUGUCAGCUUUUGUGCUGAAUCCUUAUGCCUUGUCCCCUGCUGUUUUAUCAAAUGGUGCAGUUUUCACUGCGGUGCUGUCGCCAAGUUGGUUAAGCACCCUUUAA
Molecule: messenger RNA, 2469 nt
Organism: Caenorhabditis elegans
Lineage: Eukaryota; Metazoa; Nematoda; Chromadorea; Rhabditida; Rhabditidae
Gene: mltn-6
Product: MLt-TeN (mlt-10) related
Exons: 10
Coding region: 1-2469 (822 amino acids)
Source: RefSeq, marked reviewed